Scaptodrosophila lebanonensis is the source of this 787-nucleotide messenger RNA. RefSeq lists its product as uncharacterized. The coding region runs from base 62 to 787 and encodes 241 amino acids. The transcript is spliced from 2 exons. The record is from RefSeq and is a predicted model, not a curated record. Lineage: Eukaryota; Metazoa; Arthropoda; Insecta; Diptera; Drosophilidae.
AACCCAAAUUACUUCACAUUGAUAACAAAUAAACACUUUAAUUUAUACUUUGAUAAGUAAAAUGAAUCCCGAACUUGCCGUUAAUCCCGAACAGUCAGCAGCGGAGGUGAGGAGGAAUUUGAGGCGAAAGAAAAUAUUGGAAAGUGCUAAGAAUCGCCUCGAAAAAUUGAAUGGUAGAGCAUGCGACGUUCAAGCAAGAAUUGUUGACAACCCGACAGAGGUUCUGCAGUAUUCGGAUCCAGAGGUGGAACCUGAUUCUCCAAUCCAUACACCAUUUCAAGGAGGCCUUCCCAAAAACUUGUUUACUGAAACCGAGCCCGUAACAACUAAUAAAUUUAUUAAAAGUAGAGGCCAUAUUUUUGUAUCGGCUCUAAUAGGGUACGCAGUAUCCAUAUAUACAUCAAGUAGUAUAUUUCUCGUACCUGGAUUGUUGACGAUAAUUGAGUUGAUAUAUUUUCGAGCAUACCAAAGUUUUAAUUCAAAUAGCUUGAUUAUGCCUUUAAUUCUCUUGCUAACCAGUUCUAGGCUAAGCAGCAAAAUUAAUCAGAUUAAUGCUAUUUUAUCCAUCACUCAAUCUGUUUUAGUUGAUCUUGCAAUAUGCAUUUUUUGUUUCUGUUUCAUUGGCUAUAUUCAAGGGACUUUAAAUAUUACUUAUUUUAAUAUUGUGUACAUGCUGAGUAAAAAACACGGUGAAAGUUUCUGGAUAAUAGCGUGUAUAAUAUGGAAGCCCAUCUGUGUCACAAAAAUUGAAGUGACGCAAAUGCAUGUCCAUAUGUAUUAUAUAUGA